UCUAGAGCGAGGCUUCCGGCUGUGCAGGAAGGAAGUUGACAAACACGUGAGGACCCCAGUUAGAGGCAGCUGCGCACGGUAUUGGAACCUUCGGCAGCCGCGUGGUAAUGUUUCUCCAGUAUUACCUCAACGAGCAGGGAGAACGGGUCUAUACCCUGAAGAAACUCGACCCUAUGGGACAACAGACCUGCUCGGCCCAUCCUGCUCGGUUCUCCCCAGACGACAAAUACUCUAGACAUCGAAUCACCAUCAAGAAACGCUUCAAGGUGCUCAUGACCCAGCAACCGCGCCCUGUCCUCUGAGGAUCUCUUAAAAGUUCGUGUCUCUUCUGCUGCCUGCUAGCCCUCGAGAGACUCUGAAAUCAAGCUCUUCAGUCUGUGAGCCUUGGAGCCUUCUUACGGCCCUUGCUGUUUGGAAUCCGGUCUCAUCAUUGCCCUUGAUCAUGUUUGUGUGAAGAUACCAUCCCGUUUUAAGGGGAAGAAGUUUGAAUUUUCAUAUUUUGAAUCACUGCCAGGUUAUUAAAAUGAUUUGAAAGCGCCCUUAUCUUGUAUGUUGUGGGAAGAAAGGAGUGGUUUAAAAACAAAAACGAAGGAGAUGAGAGGGAAGAGUACCCCAGGGGUAAGAGACCUCUUGGAAGAAAAACUGGUGAUUACUGUAGCAGAAUAGGGCUGUGAGUCAUAGGAGAGUGCUGGGGAAGUGAAAGAGAGGUUGAGAAGGACUCUUCUGCAGCUGUCAGCAUUCACUGAAGAAUACCCCUCUGGUCACUUAAGUAAUUUCUUGCCCCUUGAUAUGACAUUGGACUCAAAAUGGAAGAGUUGCUUGAAAAGUAAUAGCAGCUGUAUUGUAGAGGGGAGGCAUUGAACUGAAAGCCAGGAAACCAGGAUUCUCUCCUCUUUGUGUAACUUUGAGAAAGUAAACUUGUUUAGUUCCAUUUUUUUUAAAUCAUUUCUAAGUUCUCUUCCAACUCCAAAAUUAAUAGGACUCAGUGGUGGAUUUUAAUAUAUCUAAUUUUUGUCCACAGUGUGCAACCAUUGUAAAUGAGAAUGCCUUUAUUGGGGGAGGGUGUAGCUCAAGUGGUAGAGUGCAUGCUUAGUAUGCAUGAGGUCCUGGGUUCAAUCCCCAGUACUUCCUGUAAGAAUAAAUAAAUAAGUAAACCUAAUUAUCUCCCCCCUAACAAAAAAAAAGAGAGAGAGAGAGAGAAUACCUUUAUGCAUAUUUACUGCCCCUCUGGAAAUCUUCCCCAGAUUUUAGUCCUCUCUAUCAAGGAAUUCUCUUACAUUCACCUACUUUGUUUUCUCUGGUAGCUACUGCUAUGUGGAACUCUACAUGGGUCUUAAUUUAGAAGAUGAGAUAGAGAUUCAAACAGGGAUUUUUGUUGUUUUUCAGGCAGCUCUUAGGAAUUUGUUGUUUAAGGACCUGCACUUUUAUCAUGGGGCAACUUUAAAUUUUCAACCCAGUUACUUCAGAUUAGAGAGAUGUUGAGGCAAAAUAUUGUAUAUAGGCAUUCAAGAAAUGCUAGGUUGCUUCUCCCUCUCCUUAUCAAGUAAAUCAACUCAUUAUUUCCCAAUCUUCUCAUUUGUAGCUUUUGGCAUUGAAAUUUUUUUGUGUGUAUUUUUUUAUUGAAGUAUAGUCAGUUUACAAUGUUUGACAUUGAUUUUGAACAUUCGGUUAGUGCUAUUGAUUUUAAAAUUGCUUUGUGGAGACUAUAUUCCAAUUACAAUCUUCUUUUUCUAUCACAUCAAGGUUCUAGACUCUAGAAGCAGAUGUAACAAAUCAGCACAAAUUUGAUUUAUCAAGACUGGCUUGGAAAGGGUUAAAUAUGUUUCACUUAGACUCUGAUGUCUGUCCAUCUCAGCGGAAAAGUUCAGGAUAGCUGUUGACUACUGAUAAAAAAAAGAAUCUCUAUACUUGGGUCAUAGUUAAUAGAAGACAGAUGAUUUUCAAAUCAAUUUCUUAAAUUUAUGGGAAUGGGAAAUAAGAUACUUAUUUCCUGUCAAACAAUUUUUUAUUUCUUAGCCUAUUUGCUUACAGGGUUCUUCACAUUGGAGAUGAGGGAUUUUAAAGAAUUGUCCUAUCCUAUUAGGGGAUAAUGAUUGAAGAAGUGUUAUAAAUUCUGCAAAUGCCUAGAAAAAGGAUCUGCUUUGGAAGUUUUUUAAGCACCAAACUCAAUAAAGGAAUUCUACCAUUUUUAAAAA
Messenger RNA from Vicugna pacos (alpaca), 2195 nucleotides. It is a transcript of the gene NOP10, whose product is annotated as NOP10 ribonucleoprotein. NCBI's taxonomy places the organism in Eukaryota, Metazoa, Chordata, Mammalia, Artiodactyla, Camelidae. Gene Ontology annotation, cellular component: box H/ACA snoRNP complex. Gene Ontology annotation, biological process: positive regulation of telomerase RNA localization to Cajal body; snRNA pseudouridine synthesis; rRNA pseudouridine synthesis. The record is from RefSeq and is a predicted model, not a curated record. Gene Ontology annotation, molecular function: snoRNA binding; telomerase RNA binding.